AACAAUAACGCAUGACCUUCUUUCAGUCACCUCAUCUGACGCCUCUUCUCUACUGUCUCCGAAGCAUUUUGCCCGUGAGAGAAACACCAUGGGAAGGAAACCCAAUGCUCUUGUCAAGCUCAAAGAAAGGGUUAAUGUCGCUGAGAGUACAGUUCCUACUGUUACAGAGGUGCACUUGGAGCACAAUAAUAGCAAUUCCUUCUUGCAGCCUGAAAGCUCGAAACAGCCUGCAAAUUCUUCCUUGGAGGGAGUGGAACUGAACCUUCAAAUGCAAGCAGACUUUGCUAAGUCAUCUUCAAAAAAGAAAGCAAGGCAAACCCCUGCCAAGGUUAGGCGAUCUGAGCGUCUUCAAACUUCAGCUGUGGAUACUCAAAACCAAGAUAUUGAGCGUGUCAUUGAAGAGAUAACUCUCAGUGGAAGCGAUGAAGAAGAGGACCCUGUGGAUGCAGAAUUGCCGGAGCCUACUUUGACGGGCAAAAACUUGGAAGGAAAAGUAGACUAUAUUCUGAAAAUGCUAGAGGUGCAACGUAAGACCACAGAUGUGAAGUUUAAGGCAACCAAGAACUCUUUUAGUGGGAACUGUAGCGGUGGGGGUGAUAUCACAUAUAAAAGCUUAUAUAUUGAUUCCGAAAAGAAGGUUGAAGCCUUAAUGGAGGAAAAUUAUCAGCUUACUUUGAAGUUACAAAAUGCUCUUGGCAAAAUAGAAGCAUAUGAGAAGGGGAACCCUAUGGUUUGUGAGAUGCUGGAGAAGUUCAAUGAGAUCUUGCUCUCACAACUAUCAUCUGAAGCAAUUGAUGGCAAUUUUACUGCACCUGAAACUGGUACUGCUGCUAAGAGAAAGAGACUCGACAAGCAAACAAGAGGGAACGGACACUCUGACAAUCUCAUGUAGUCUUUGUUUUGCUUCGAUGGAACUAGUGGGCUCUUGGACAGAAUAUCAGGAGCCCACGAUCACUUCUUUCUUUUUAUCAAAGCAAUACUUUUGAGGUUCAAGUCGCUGUAUCAUUUGCGCGCGCCCGUUUAUCCGCAGCAGGUGUUUUUAUCCUUCACUUUUCAGCAACUCUCUGUUUGAUUAGCCAUGAAAGGAACUGAACAGCUCUGAUAAGUUCAUUA
Populus trichocarpa (black cottonwood) is the source of this 1113-nucleotide messenger RNA. RefSeq lists its product as uncharacterized. The record is from RefSeq and is a predicted model, not a curated record. Lineage: Eukaryota; Viridiplantae; Streptophyta; Magnoliopsida; Malpighiales; Salicaceae. The transcript has 5 exons. Bases 89 to 892 code for a protein of 267 amino acids.